Chironomus riparius is the source of this 2094-nucleotide messenger RNA. NCBI's taxonomy places the organism in Eukaryota, Metazoa, Arthropoda, Insecta, Diptera, Chironomidae. The record is from the annotation of a GenBank genome assembly.
AUGUUUAGUAACGAUAAGAAGCCGAGUGGUGUAACCAAUUGGUUCUUCUCACUUAGACGACAACCAAAGAAACAGAAAUCAUUAGAUAGUAGUAAACUUUUACAAAAGAGCUGUGUCGAUUUAUCAAAUGCUGGCGUAACAGGAGGAUCGUCUGAACAAGACUUACUAUUCCGCACAAAGCCUUCCAAAUUGAAAUUAAAUAACAAUAGUAGCAAUAAUAAUAAUAAUAACAUUGAUGAUGGUUUAUCAUCAACUAGCAAUUCAUGUACAAAUUGUUGUUGUAAAUUUUCAUCAAAAACCUCAUCGCCGUCAUUUGGUGUGUCGCCGAUAGACGAUAUAGAGCAAUGUGAUCAAAUGCGUAGAGUAUUAAUAACAAAUGAGGAGAAUUAUAGUGCAAUAGAAUGUCAAGAUGAUGACUAUGAUGAUGUAGAGACGACUGAAAGACUAAAGAGGCACCACCAGCAACUGAAACAGCAGCAACAGAAAUUCACAAAUAAUUUUAGUAAUAACAUUUUAUUAUACAAUAAGAAAGAAGAAUUUAGUCGGACGACACGUACAGUAACAACUCGUGUCAUCACCAAAGCAACAAUUAGUGGGAAUGAUUCAAAUACAAUUGUUACAACACCAUCAACAGUAAGCAGUACCAGUAGUAGUAGUAAUGGACGACUCAAUAAUAAUAGUAAUAUGCAUCAUCGGAUAGGCUUAGUAUUUAAUGAAAAUGGUCAAUUAAUCAAUCGACGACAAUUAUUGAAUGCUAAAAAUCGUGAUGGUCUGAUAUUCGAUGAAUGUGGACGACUACUGUAUACGGAUAAUGAUGAAACAUCCUCAUCCUUAACACCAAUAUCAGUUUUAGAUGAUAGUACAAUUGAGUUUAUAGAUAGCGCCUCACAAAACAGUGAUAUACAAAAUCGUGCAAAUCUGCAGAACAAGUGCAGUUGCAAUGGAAGCAAAUUGACAUUAAGUAGCAGUAUCAUGUCAAGUUGUAAAUCGGAAUGGGAUUGUAACAAUAAGCAGCAAAUUAAGGAUGAACUUAGUGAAGUUGUACAAGAAAUGGAAUCACAUGAAUCAGAGAGUAAGCAUUCCAGCAAAGAGAAGCAAAUGUCAAUAGGUCGCAAAAAGUUUAAUAUGGAUCCGAAAAAAGGCAUUGAAUAUCUAUACGAGAAUCAUCUGCUCAAACACGAUCCACAAGAUGUGGCGCAGUUCCUAUACAAAGGCGAAGGAUUAAAUAAAACAGCAAUUGGUGACUAUCUUGGCGAGAAGAAUCCAUUCAAUGAGAAAGUUUUAAAAGCUUUUGUUGAGCUUCACGACUUCACGAAUCUCAUUCUAGUGCAAGCUUUAAGACAGUUUUUGUGGUCGUUUCGAUUGCCAGGAGAGGCGCAGAAGAUUGAUAGGAUGAUGGAAUGCUUUGCACAGCGCUACUGUCAAUUAAACCCCGACAUUUUUACAAAUGCUGAUACAUGUUACGUAUUGAGUUUUGCCAUCAUUAUGUUAAAUACAUCGCUACAUAAUCCAUCCGUUAAGGAUAAGCCUACUGUUGAGCAAUUCAUUUCAAUGAAUCGAGGCAUCAAUAAUGGCGGUGAUUUGCCUCGUGAACUUUUAGAAUCACUUUAUGAAUCAAUAAGAACUGAACCAUUCAAAAUUCCACAAGAUGAUGGAAAUGAUCUGAUGCAUACAUUCUUCAAUCCUGAUAAGGAAGGUUGGCUUUGGAAGCAAGGCGGUCGUUAUAAAAGUUGGAAAAGACGUUGGUUCAUCCUCAACGAUAAUUGUCUUUAUUACUUUGAAUUUACAACAGAUAAAGAACCGAGAGGUAUCAUACCAUUAGAAAAUAUCAUGGUUCGUGAGUGCAAGGCCAACGAUAAAAGUAAGCAACAUUGCUUCGAGCUUUAUGCCACCGGUGGUGCUGAAAUCAUUAAAGCAUGUAAAACGGAUUCAGAGGGGAAGGUUGUUGAAGGUAAGCACAAUGUUUAUCGAAUGUCAGCAGCAACAGAAGAGGAGAAGAACGAAUGGAUAAGACUACUCAAGCACUCAAUAGCCCAUAAUCCAUUUUAUGAUAUUUUGGUACAAAGGAAGAAAAAGGCAUUAAUCAAGAGUUAG